AUGCAAGGCUUUUCUUGUCUUGCUACCGUCUUUUGUUUAUUACUGAUUAUUCUCGGUAUAAAUGCUCGUCUUCAUCGAGUUAAAUUACAUCAUUUUCAAUCGGUACAUGAUCAACUUUUUGAAGUUGGUUCACAUAGAUUAAAUGCAUUUGAACGUAAAUAUGGCCUUGGUGGACCAAUUCCUGAAGGUUUAACAAAUUAUUUGGAUGCUCAAUAUUAUGGAGAUAUUGGUAUUGGUACACCUGCACAACCUUUUCGUGUUGUAUUUGAUACUGGUUCGUCUAAUCUUUGGGUGCCAAGUGUUCAUUGUUCACUUCUUGAUAUUGCUUGUCAAUUACAUAAAAAAUAUGAUGGUGCAAAAUCAUCAACAUAUGUAGCUAAUGGAACAGAUUUUAAAAUUCAAUAUGGUACUGGUUCACUUCAAGGUUAUGUUAGUGUAGAUACAGUAACGAUUGGUGAUGCUAAAGUUCAAAAUCAAGGAUUUGCUGAAGCUAUUAAACAACCAGGAAUCGUUUUUGUUACAGCUAAAUUUGAUGGAAUUCUUGGUCUUGCAUAUCCAUCGAUUGCUGUUGAUGGUGUUUAUCCAGUAUUUAACAAUAUGUGGGAUCAAAAAUUAAUUCCGGAAAAUGUAUUUAGUUUUUGGCUUGAUCGUGAUCCAGAUAACCCACGUGGUGGUGAAAUUAUUUUUGGUGGUUCUGAUCCACAAUUAUAUGAAGGUGAUUUUGUUUAUGCUGAUGUAACUCGUAAAGAUUAUUGGCAAUUUAAACUUGAUGGAAUCUCACUUAAUUCAAAUCAAUAUUGUCAAGGCGGCUGUCAAGCAAUUGCUGAUACGGGUACAAGUCUUUUAGUUGGUCCAAAGGCUGAAAUUGCUAGUCUUAAUUCAAAAUUAGGUGCUAUUCCAAUUCCAGGUGGUGAAUAUAUGAUUGAUUGUAAAUUAGUUCCAAAUUUACCACGUAUUCAUUUUACAAUUAAUGGAAAUGAUUUUUAUUUGGAUGGUCCAGAAUAUGUUUUAACUGUUAGUCAAUUUGGUAAAACAAUAUGUUUAUCUGGCUUUGCUGGUAUUGAUAUUCCACCACCAGCUGGUCCACUUUGGAUACUUGGUGAUGUUUUUAUUGGACCAUGGUAUACAGAAUUUGAUUUUGAAAAUAAUCGUGUUGGUUUUGCUAAAUCAAUUUCACCAAAAAAUUCAACAAUGAAACAUCACAAGAAAUUUUCAACAAUUAUUGAAAUUUAA
Rotaria sordida is the source of this 1233-nucleotide messenger RNA. The record is from the annotation of a GenBank genome assembly. Lineage: Eukaryota; Metazoa; Rotifera; Eurotatoria; Philodinida; Philodinidae.